GCGCCGCUGGGUGAGUCCCUCUCUCCGCUGCCUCUGUCUCCACAGCUCCUUUUUCCCAAAGAAAAGAAGACGAGAACUAGGUCCGGGGAGGAGGGCCGCCGCCAUUAUCGGAAAGCUGGCAGAAAUACCACUUUCACACACGCAAUCUGCUCAUAAAUUCACCGGGACGUGAACAAUUUCUGUUGCGGUAAGGAGCACGAUUUGAGACGAGACGCCACGGCGAUUGCAACAAACUCAACGUUGUCUCGUGUGCGCCACCGGCCCAGCGUUAAUGUGGGCACAACAAUGGACAGAAUAAUUAUUGAAAAGGCAACGUGGUGAACCGAGGAAGAAGACGGCUAUGCAGAUUUAAUACGCCUGAAAAUCCUAAUGAGGAGAGACCCUUGCAAGAACAAAAUUGGAUUGUUCUUUCAUCUGGGAUAUUUAUUUCGUCAUUCCCCGUGUUUAAAUGCGAAGAAAACAGCGGCGCUUGAGCAAGUAGAUUCAAGGCACGGACAAUGGACAUUUAAAUGAAAUUACCUCAUUGCACACGUUGUUUUUAUUAUCAGUAUUAUCUGAAGUGAGACGAUCCAUAGUGUGUUCUGCGGCUUUAUGCAACUGCACAUCAGGCGGCGAGGGCUGCGGCAAGAGCUGGCCUGACAGAUGCGAGAGGAGAAAGGGAGAAAUGCGAUGGAUCUGAUUCGUACAAGGAAUACAUGAAGGACUCUACUCGUAUAACUGGACUGCUAUUUAUUAAAUUGAAGGCCAGCAGAAGAAAGUGAAAUCUGAUCUCCUGUGGAUCAGCAGCUUUAUGGACAAACAUUCAAGUGAACUCCUUUACACAGUGCCUGUUUAUGGCAGGAUGAGCUUCAGCAGGCUAUGAUGGCGAAAAAGCAAGAUGCCCGAUCGCCCAUUUACAACCUCAUUGUGGUGGGUUUGUCAGGAACUGAAAAAGAAAAGGGGCAAUGUGGGGUUGGAAAGUCCUGCUUGUGUAAUAGGUAUGUGCGGCCCAGUGCUGAUGACUUCUAUCUCGACCACACAUCAGUGUUGAGCACCAGUGACUUUGGGGGUCGAGUGGUUAAUAAUGAUCACUUUCUGUUUUGGGGAGAGGUGUCACGGGUUCUGGAGGAGGGGCCUGAGUGCAGGAUGCAUGUUGUGGAGCAAACUGAAUUCAUUGAUGACCAGACAUUUCAGCCACACCGUAGUACUGCUAUGCAGCCCUAUAUCAAACGGGCUGCUGGAACCAAGCUGGCCUCAGCAGAGAAGCUCAUGUACUUCUGUACAGAUCAGCUGGGCCUGGAGCAAGACUUCGAGCAGAAACAAAUGCCUGAGGGCAAGCUGCAGGUCGAUGGCUUCCUGCUUUGUGUUGAUGUCAGCCGGGGCAUGAACCGAAAUUUUGACGACCAGCUGAAAUUUGUCACAAACCUGUACGGUCAGCUCAGCAAGACUAAGAAGCCCAUUGUUCUGGUCCUCACCAAAUGUGACGAAGGAGUUGAACGCUACAUCAAAGAUGCACAUACAUUUGCUAUCACAAAAAAGAGUCUGCCAGUAGUUGAGACAUCUGCACGUUCAAAUAUAAACGUUGACCUUGCUUUCCUCACUUUGGUUCAGCUUAUUGAUAAGAGCAGGGGGAAGCCCAAGAUCAUUCCUUAUUUUGAAGCCCUGAAACUACAAAGUCAGCAGAUAGCUUCAGCCAAGGAUCGCUAUGAAUGGCUAAUUAACCGUAUAGUAAAGAACCACAACGAAACCUGGAUAAACACUAGUCGACGCAUGAACACCUCACCAGAGUACAAAGAAUAUGUUUUCUUGGAGGGAACAGCAAAAUGCAAGAAGCUUUUUCAACAGCAUGUCUAUCGUCUGAAGCAGGAACAUAUUGAGAGGCGUCGCAAAAUAUACCUAAGCACUCUUCCCUUAGCACUUAGUUCUCUGGUGCCUGACCUGGAUGAGAUAGAUCAGCUGAGCUGGUCUGGAGUGCAGAAGGUCCUGGAGUCCAAGCAGCACUUUGCCCACUGGUUUGUUGUUCUGGAAGACUCGCCAUGGGAGGAUACAUCUCACAUUGAUAACAUGGAAGAUGAGAGAAUCCCUUCAGACCUACUGGAGACUGGUGAAGCAGAGGAUAUAUUCAAUGCACACCUGGAACAUCUGCGUAAUGAGUGCAGACGUGCAGAGAUGAGGCUGGAGUUUAAACAGAAGUUGGCUUCCUCUCCCUUUGUCACCCCUGGUAAACCAUGGGAGGAGGCCCGCAGCUUUAUCAUGAAUGAAGAGUUCUAUCAGUGGCUUGAGGAGCCAGAGUACUUGGACCUGUACAACAGGCAUCAGAAAGAGAUAAUUGACCGUGCUAAAGAAGACUUCCAGGAGCUCUUACUGGAGUACUCUGAGCUGUUCUAUGAGCUUGAGGUGGAUGCCAAGCCCAGCAAGGAAAAAAUGGGGGCAAUCCAGGAGGUUUUAGGGGAGGAACAGCGAUUCAAGGCGCUGCAGAAGCUUCCAGCUGAAAGAGAUGCUUUGGUUUUGAAGCAUAUCCACUUUGUCUAUCACCCUACCAAGGAGACCUGCCCUAGCAGUCCUCACUGUGGAGACUCCAAGAUUGAACAAAUAUUAGCUUCACGUUUCCCCACUUGUUACCCUUUUUUUGAUUUGAAAGCUCAUUUUGGAGACAACAAGGCUGACAGGAUUAACCUUGUCAUACUUGGGAAGGAUGGACUGGCCAGAGAAUUCGCCAACGAGAUUAGGGCUCUCUGCACAAAUGAUGACUGGUAUGUGUUAGACGGGAAGAUGUAUGAACUGACACUGCGUCCAAUCGAAGGAAAUGUACGCCUUCCAGUAAACUCUUUCCACACCCCCACUUUCACCCCUCAUGGAUGUCUGUGUCUGUACAACUCAAAAGAGUCUCUCUCCUAUGUGAUCGAAAGCCUUGAGCGACUAAGGGAAUCAACUUUAAGUCGAAGGGAUAGCCAGCUAGCACAGCUGCCAACAUCUCUUCUCUUGGUCACUAAAAGGGGUGUAGGGUCAUAUGUGGACAUAGGUGGAGAAACUGCCUUAAACCUUAUUACACAGGGACACCAAGUUGCAAGGAGACUACAGUGUAGCUUUUUAGACCCAGCCUCCCCUGGUGUGGGCUAUGGCCAUAAUGUCAACGAGACUCAAAUCAACCAGGUGCUGAGGGGCCUAUUGGAUAUCAGAAGGAGCACAUCUUUUAGUAGCAGCUCUCCACCCCUCCUGCCUGAGCCUCCAGGUCUGAGAGACUCUCCACAUCAGCCGGCCCCUGAUGCAGACCUUCGCAUUGUCAUGUGCUUAAUGUGCGGAGAUUCCUACGACAUCGAGCAGCUCCUGUCCCCUUUCCUAAUGCAUCAACAUUGCAGGCCUAUGUCCAAUAGUGGCACCUCUGUAUUGCUAGAACAGACAAUUGGUGGACACAAGCUGGCAAUAGAGCUCUCUCUGCUUUCGUACCACGCUUCCUUCACUUUGCGGAAGAGCAGGUUAGUACACGGCUACUUUGCUGUGUACUCUGUCUCAAGAAAAGCCUCCCUGGAGACCCUCUGUGCCUUCUUAUGUGAGGUUCAGGACAUCAUCCCAGUUCAGCUGUUGGCAGUGGGAGAUAGCCAAGCAGAGCUCACCGACAGCGACUAUGCCUGUGAACAGCUGAUUCAAGGGGAGGAGCUUGCCCAUGAGAUUGAGGGUCGUUUCAAUAGUCUGAUCUGUGGAUCUGGGGGAGUGGUUGGAGGCAUGCACAGGAUAGAAAUGUUCCAUUCUUUCUUGAUGGAGGUGGUUGAGAAACGCAACAUUGUUGAGGCCACACACAUGUACGAUAAUGUCGCUGAAGCAUGCACCAAUGAAAAUGUGUACUCCCCACGCUGCAGUUCUCCCAGUCCCGUCACCAUGUUUUUGGAUUCAGAGGAUGAUGUAGAGCCAUCACCACCGUACUAUGACGGCACACUCUCUUCUCAUAGUGGGGGCUACAACCUGCCUGACUUGGAUUCCAGUGACAUCUCUGUCAUUUCUGACAUCAGAGACUUUGAAAACAAGCUUAACAACAAGGUACCCCCACAAGUGAGAGUGAAACCAGGUGUCACUUUUGACUUCCGGAAGGUGAGCCGUAACCCAUACAUUGAUACUCUAGGCCACCGGCGCUCCCUGCCCUCUGCUGUUACCUGGGUUCCUGGUGGGGAUGUGGGCUAUGAUCCCUCAGACUAUGCUGAACCCAUUGAUGCUGUUUCAAAACCCCGCCCAAGCAACGAAGAGAUCAUCUACUCGGUUCCACAUGACAGUACACAAGGAAAAAUCAUCACUAUCCGUAACUCCAACCGGAUGCACUCCAAUGGAAAUGGCUCAGAUAGCGAAGCAGACAGUAGCUCUCUGGAGAGAAGGAGGAAGUUCUCAGCAGCAGGGGUAAAGCCUCGUCUUUAUCGUGACCGCUCCAAGCGGCUUGGCAAAUUCAGCAGUUUCCGUACAAGCUUUAUAGGCAGUGAUGAUGAGAUGGGAGCCCUUCAGAAGUCCAAGGAAGAUGACUAUGGGACACUCAAAGGUGAAAGUCUUGUUAAUGAGGAGAUUGAAGACCCAAAAAAGAGGAAUAUCCUGAAGAGCCUGCGACGGACAGCCAAGAAAACAAGACCAAAGGCCCGUCCAGCUAUUCCCAAGCCCAUGGAGAGCAGUUACUUUGGAGUCCCCCUUGUCAGUGUGGUGUCCCCAGACAGACCUAUCCCGCUUUUUAUUGAGAAGUGUGUCCGCUUCAUUGAGACUACAGGCCUGAAUACAGAGGGUUUGUACCGCGUGAGCGGCAACAAGUCAGAGAUGGAAAGCAUGCAAAGGCAGUUUGAACAGGACCAUGGAUUAGACCUAGUAGAGAAAGACUUCUCCAUAAACACUGUGGCUGGAGGCCUCAAAAGCUUCUUCUCUGAGCUGCCUGAGCCCCUGGUGCCUUGCGCUCUGCAGGUGGACCUAUUGGAUGCUUUCAAAAUCAAUGACAGAGAACAGAGGCUAUACACUAUGAAGGAUGUCCUGAGGAGGUUCCCCAGGGAGAAUUAUGAUGUCUUCAAAUAUGUACUGAGCCACUUACACAAGGUGAGCCAGCUGAACAGGCUGAACUUGAUGACCAGUGAAAACUUGUCCAUCUGUUUCUGGCCCACACUUAUGAGGCCAGACUUCACCACUAUGGACGCUCUGACUGCCACCCGCACCUACCAGACAAUCAUCGAGACCUUCAUCCACCAGUGUGCAUUCUUCUUCUACAACCAGCCCCUCCUGGACUCCCCCACUGGCCUGGCGGGUCUUCCUGCCUCGCCCACCACCACCCUCAGUGGGAGCUCUGCCUAUUCUUGUUACCGCUCCUCCCCUCCCCACACCACCACUCACUUCAGCCCUCUGCAGCAGUCCCCACCCACCACCCCCCAGUCUCCCCUGCAGUCUCUGCUCCCGCCACUCCACCAGCAUCCCCACUCCCACCAUUCCCCAGCCGAACAAGAGACACUGUGAUAGAGGGUGAAACCAUGUGUGCCCAUGAUGAUGCUGGACCUUAUCACCAACACACACACACACACACACACACACACACACACACACACACACACACACACACACACACACACAC
Messenger RNA from Labrus bergylta (ballan wrasse), 5563 nucleotides. RefSeq names its product Rho GTPase activating protein 35b (gene arhgap35b). Lineage: Eukaryota; Metazoa; Chordata; Actinopteri; Labriformes; Labridae. Gene Ontology annotation, cellular component: cytosol. Gene Ontology annotation, molecular function: GTPase activator activity; GTPase activity; GTP binding. The record is from RefSeq and is a predicted model, not a curated record. Gene Ontology annotation, biological process: regulation of axonogenesis; Rho protein signal transduction; regulation of cell size.